AUGGGGAUUUGGUUAACUGAAAGAGAAGAGAUAUCUGAAGAACUUAAAAGACAUUUUUUUAGUACGAGUAGAACCACAAACCCACCUGAUCCUGCUUCAUAUUUGAAUGAUGUUAGUUCUUGUAUUACUUCUGCUGAUAAUGACAUGUUGACUGCCAUUCCUACUGCUGAAGAGGUAAGAAGGAUUGUUUUUGAUAUGAAACCAUGGACAACACCAGGUCCUGAUGGUUUCCCACCUGGUUUUUACCAGUUGAUGUGGGACACUGUUGGGCCUGAUGUUGUUAAUAUGGUUAAAGCUUUUAUUCAUUCACAUCAUGUGCUUAAACAGUUGAAUCAUAACUUUACUGCUCUAAUUCCAAAAAAUAAUAAUCCUAAAGCAUUCAUAGCAGGUAGACAAAUACAAGAUAAUAUAAUAAUUGCGCAUGAAGUCACUCACUCUAUGAAAAAAACUAAGGCCAAAGAUGGUGGAAUUGCUAUAAAACUAGAUAUGUCCAAGGCUUUUGAUAGGAUAGAGUGGAAGUUUUUGAUUGAAAAUUUGAAAAAACUUGGCUUCUCCGAUGCUUGGUGUGAAAUGAUUGAAGAGUGUAUCUCAACUGUCUCUACCUCCAUUCUUCUUAAUGGCGCUCCAGAUGACUGCUUGAUUUUCAUAAAAGCAAGAAAUAAAGAUGCGAGAAACCUUGCAGCCAUAAUAGAGCAGUUUAGCAAAUAUUCUGGACAAGCAGUAAAUUUUGAUAAAUCUGCUAUUGCUUUUAGCGUUAAAGUGCCACCUAAUGUGAAAAUUGAUUUGUCUAACAUUUUGCAAAUUAAAAGAAUGUCCUUGCAGGAAAAAUAUCUCGGUGUUCCUCUUCUCUUGCAGAAACAUAAAGCCGAAUCUUUUACUCACUUGCUGGAUAACUAUAGGGGUAAUUUAGCACCUUGGAAGUCUAAGUUCAUAGCUGCUCCAGGUAAGACAGUCCUUACCCAAACUGUUCUAGGUAGUAUGGCCAAUCACCAUUUAUCUGUUUUCCCCAUGCCAACUAGCAUAACUGCAAAGAUGGAUUCAAUUCAAAUGAAUUUUUGGUGGGGGAAACAGGAAAGUGGGGGAGGUAUAUAUCCCAAGGGUUGGAAUGACAUUGCUCUUCCGAAAGUUCUAGGUGGUUUAAAUAUGAGGAAACUUAGACAUCAGAGCCAUACAUAUAUGCAUUGA
Papaver somniferum (opium poppy) is the source of this 1185-nucleotide messenger RNA. RefSeq lists its product as uncharacterized. The coding region runs from base 1 to 1185 and encodes 394 amino acids. NCBI's taxonomy places the organism in Eukaryota, Viridiplantae, Streptophyta, Magnoliopsida, Ranunculales, Papaveraceae. The transcript is spliced from 3 exons. The record is from RefSeq and is a predicted model, not a curated record.